AUGGCUCGCGUGGGGGUUGACGGGAUGCCAGAGACGGCCGUCGGAGGAGGAGGAGGAGUGAUGCUGAACCGGCGGAGGAGCAAAGCCAGACGGAAGAAGCGAAAGGAGUUGUUCGGCGUCCAGAUGUGCUUCACGGGGGUGGUGCUGGGGCUGGUCGCGGGGCUCCAGUGUGUGUCUCAGAGAGCAGGAUAUCAUGCUUCCAGAGAUGUGGACCUGGAGGAGGCAAGGUGGGACAGUCGUCACCUUCUACAAGAAGUCUUUGACAAUGAGUCAAAGCUCUAUUCUGAGCCUGAGAAAAACUGCACUGAACCAGCAAUCCACGAGUUCCCCAGGGAUUACUUCACCUUCCAGGAGCGAGCUGAGGGAGCAGUUGGCCUGCAUGUCCUCUGUGCAGUCUACAUGUUCUAUGCCCUUGCCCUGGUGUGUGAUGACUACUUUGUCCCUUCACUAGAGAAGUUAUGUGAGCGUCUUCAGCUUAGUGAGGAUGUUGCAGGAGCUACCUUCAUGGCAGCAGGCAGUUCAGCUCCUGAACUGUUCACCUCUGUCAUUGGAGUAUUCAUCACUAAAGGUGAUGUCGGGGUUGGCACCAUCGUUGGCUCAGCUGUCUUCAACAUCCUUUGCAUUAUUGGAGUGUGUGGAAUAUUCACUGCUAAGACGAUUCAUCUGUCCCGCUGGCCUCUGCUCAGAGACUCUGCUUACUACACCCUGUCUAUCUCUGCUCUCAUAGUGUUCAUAUAUGACGAAAAAGUGGUUUGGUGGGAAGCUCUGACGCUUUUUCUGAUGUAUCUCGUCUACAUUUUGAUCAUGAAGAUGAAUUCCCACGUUGUUCAUUUUCUGGAGAGGAGGAAGAAGAACUCGUCCAGUUUGAGGAAUGGAGCUGCCAGUAAUGCUGAAUUAGAUGAUGGCUGUGAUGCUACAGCAGUCCUGUUGAAAAAAGCAAACCACCACAGGAAGCCAUCGGUGCUUAUGGUGGAUGAGCUGCUGUCAGCUUACCCCCAUCAGUUGUCCUUCUCUGAGGCCGGCAUGAGGAUCAUGAUCACCAGCCACUUCUCCCCCAGAACUCGACUCACCAUGGCCUCACGAAUGCUCAUCACAGAGAGGCAGCGUUUAAUCAACACACGGACUUUGACCAAUGGUGACUCAGACGUUCCGGUGAAAGGAGGAAGUAGGCGGGGCAUAGAAAACGGGCUGUCUGGGGCAGAGAAAGGUGUCAAAGUUCGCCAUGAUGACCGUGAAGCGGGCAAUGAGACGGAGAAUGAAGACAAUGAAAACAACGAGAAUGAUGAAGAGGAAGAAGAGGAGGAGAGGGAGGGACCCUUUGUUCCUUUCCAGUGCCCAGCGGGAAUGUGUAACAAGCUGAAGUGGCUGCUGGCCUGGCCUCUGUGCCUGCUACUCUACUUCACCAUCCCCAACUGCUCCUUGCCUCGCUGGGAGAAGUGCUUCAUGCUGUCCUUCUUCUUCUCCACCUUAUGGAUUGCUGGAUUCUCCUACAUCAUGGUCUGGAUGGUGACAGUUAUUGGCUUCACCCUCGGGAUUCCAGACGUCAUCAUGGGCAUCACCUUCUUGGCAGCUGGCACCAGCGUACCUGACUGCAUGGCCAGCCUCAUAGUGGCAAGACAAGGAAUGGGAGACAUGGCAGUUUCCAACUCCAUUGGCAGUAACGUAUUUGACAUCUUGGUGGGGCUUGGUCUCCCCUGGUCCCUGAAGACCCUUGCUAUCAACUACGGCUCCGAUAUCAAACUGAACAGCAAAGGAUUGAUCUUCUCUGUGGGGCUCCUUUUGGCGUCUGUGUUUAUCACAGUCCUUGGAGUUCACUUAAAUAAGUGGACGUUGGACAAGCGUUUUGGUUUCAUUUGUCUCCUCCUCUACUCUGUCUUCCUGUGUUUCUCCUGCCUCAUCGAGUACAACAUCUUCACCUUUGUCAACCUGCCAACUUGCCGGGAUGACUGA
This is a messenger RNA of Limanda limanda (common dab), 1950 nucleotides long. Its product is annotated as sodium/potassium/calcium exchanger 3-like. Bases 1 to 1950 code for a protein of 649 amino acids. Gene Ontology annotation, biological process: calcium ion transmembrane transport; intracellular calcium ion homeostasis. The record is from RefSeq and is a predicted model, not a curated record. Gene Ontology annotation, cellular component: membrane. NCBI's taxonomy places the organism in Eukaryota, Metazoa, Chordata, Actinopteri, Pleuronectiformes, Pleuronectidae. The transcript is spliced from 17 exons. Gene Ontology annotation, molecular function: calcium channel activity; calcium, potassium:sodium antiporter activity.